GCCAUAAAAAUUCUUGAUUAUAAUAUAGUAUGUGAUAUUAUAAAAAUCGGUAGCAUAAUUCGUAAUAAAGAAAGAUUUAUUAAACGACAACAAAGGUUAAUCGGGCCAAGUGGCUCAACACUCAAAGCAACAGAAUUGUUAACUCAAUGUUAUGUGUUGGUUCAAGGUAAUUCUGUAUCUGUAAUGGGUUCAUAG
Molecule: messenger RNA, 195 nt
Organism: Entrophospora candida
Lineage: Eukaryota; Fungi; Glomeromycota; Glomeromycetes; Entrophosporales; Entrophosporaceae
Source: the annotation of a GenBank genome assembly